AUGAAUGAAAUGACCACUCUUCCGGGGGCUUUUGAUCGAAUGGCAAACAAUGAAGGUUUAGUUAGAAUGUUUACCCGUUGUACUCUGAAAAUCAAAGCGCAGUUAGAUAAAACGAUAGGCCAGCCUCGUAACCCCUUACAUAUCACGGUCCAUGAGAUUGAUGAGAUUAAGCUGUUCUUCGAUGGUCUUAUUAACCACUUCAAAUCAGGGGCUUCUCAGCCCGCAGCUCAGUCUACGGAGCAAGCAGCAGGCCAGCCUCAACCUCAUCAACGUGCAGAGACCCUAACCAUAGCGAAAGAGCGAUUUAGGGUUGAGGAUGACUCUGUCAUCGUCCUACGCGGCUUGGACAGAGACGAAAUCAAAAAAUAUGUGGACAUGACCGCCGAGCUGAGAGCAGCAAGAUACGAUGGGUCGGACUACGAGAAUGAGCCUCUGGAAGACUCAAGAUCUCCACCUGUUUCCGGCCACGUCGACCAAGCAUCUGCUGGACACCUGCAGACUAAGCCCCGAGUAUCUAUGGUGCCAAAUGGACCAAGAUAA
Messenger RNA from Neurospora tetrasperma FGSC 2508, 540 nucleotides. RefSeq lists its product as uncharacterized. The record is from RefSeq and is a predicted model, not a curated record. The transcript has 3 exons. The coding region runs from base 1 to 540 and encodes 179 amino acids. NCBI's taxonomy places the organism in Eukaryota, Fungi, Ascomycota, Sordariomycetes, Sordariales, Sordariaceae.